Molecule: messenger RNA, 3562 nt
Organism: Piliocolobus tephrosceles (Ugandan red Colobus)
Lineage: Eukaryota; Metazoa; Chordata; Mammalia; Primates; Cercopithecidae
Gene: MARK4
Product: microtubule affinity regulating kinase 4
Exons: 17
Coding region: 326-2584 (752 amino acids)
Biological process (GO): microtubule cytoskeleton organization; intracellular signal transduction; protein phosphorylation
Cellular component (GO): cytoplasm
Molecular function (GO): tau-protein kinase activity; ATP binding
Source: RefSeq, a predicted model, not a curated record
UCCCUUCCUCCCUCCCCAGCCCCUCCACCGCCUCCCUCCGCCGCCGCCUGGGCCGGCUCCGCGCCCCCUCCGCGGCCCCCGCCCGCCCGCCUGCCCGCCGCCCCCAUGGUGCCCGGGGUCCCCGCUGCACGGGGCCACUAGGACCCUUGGGGUCCCUUCCCCUCCCCCGCCCUGUCCUCUCUCCCGCGGCGCGGACCCGGGCGUUCUCGGCGCCCAGCUUUUGAGCUCGCGUCCCCAGGCCGGCGGGGGGGGAGGGGAAGAGAGGGGACCCUGGGACCCCCGCCCCCCCCACCCGGCCGCCCCUGCCCCCCGGGACCCGGAGAAGAUGUCUUCGCGGACGGUGCUGGCCCCGGGCAACGAUCGGAACUCGGACACGCAUGGCACCUUGGGCAGUGGCCGCUCCUCGGACAAAGGCCCGUCCUGGUCCAGCCGCUCACUGGGUGCCCGUUGCCGGAACUCCAUCGCCUCCUGUCCCGAGGAGCAGCCCCACGUGGGCAACUACCGCCUGCUGAGGACCAUCGGGAAGGGCAACUUUGCCAAAGUCAAGCUGGCUCGGCACAUCCUCACUGGUCGGGAGGUUGCCAUCAAGAUCAUCGACAAAACCCAGCUGAAUCCCAGCAGCCUGCAGAAGCUGUUCCGAGAAGUCCGCAUCAUGAAGGGCCUAAACCACCCCAACAUCGUGAAGCUCUUCGAGGUGAUUGAGACUGAGAAGACGCUGUACCUGGUGAUGGAGUAUGCAAGUGCCGGAGAAGUGUUUGACUACCUCGUGUCGCAUGGCCGCAUGAAGGAGAAGGAAGCUCGAGCCAAGUUCCGACAGAUUGUUUCGGCUGUGCACUAUUGUCACCAGAAAAACAUUGUACACAGGGACCUGAAGGCUGAGAACCUCUUGCUGGACGCCGAGGCCAACAUCAAGAUCGCUGACUUUGGCUUCAGCAACGAGUUCACGCUGGGCUCAAAGCUGGACACAUUCUGUGGGAGCCCCCCAUAUGCUGCCCCGGAGCUGUUUCAGGGCAAGAAGUACGACGGGCCGGAAGUGGACAUCUGGAGCCUGGGAGUCAUCCUGUACACCCUCGUCAGCGGCUCCCUGCCCUUCGACGGGCACAACCUCAAGGAGCUGCGGGAGCGAGUCCUCAGAGGGAAGUACCGGGUCCCUUUCUACAUGUCAACAGACUGUGAGAGCAUCCUGCGGAGAUUUUUGGUGCUGAACCCAGCUAAACGCUGUACUCUCGAGCAAAUCAUGAAAGACAAAUGGAUCAACAUUGGCUAUGAGGGUGAGGAACUGAAGCCAUACACAGAGCCCGAGGAGGACUUCGGGGACACCAAGAGAAUCGAGGUGAUGGUGGGUAUGGGCUACACACGGGAAGAAAUCAAAGAGGCCUUGACCAGCCAGAAGUACAAUGAAGUGACCGCCACCUACCUCCUGCUGGGCAGGAAGACUGAGGAGGGUGGGGACCGGGGCGCCCCAGGGCUGGCCCUGGCACGGGUGCGGGCGCCCAGCGACACCACCAAUGGAACAAGUUCCAGCAAAGGCACCAGCCACAGCAAAGGGCAGCGGAGUUCUUCUUCCACCUACCACCGUCAGCGCAGGCACAGCGAUUUCUGUGGCCCAUCCCCUGCACCCCUGCACCCCAAACGCAGCCCGACGAGCACGGGGGAAGCAGAGCUGAAGGAGGAGCGGCUGCCAGGCCGGAAGGCGAGCUGCAGUGCCGCAGGGAGCGGGAGUCGAGGGCUGCCCCCCUCCAGCCCCAUGGUCAGCAGCGCCCACAACCCCAACAAGGCAGAGAUCCCAGAGCGGCGGAAGGACAGCACGAGCACCCCCAACAACCUCCCUCCCAGCAUGAUGACCCGCAGAAACACCUACGUUUGCACAGAACGCCCGGGGGCUGAGCGCCCGUCACUGUUGCCAAAUGGGAAAGAAAACAGCUCAGGCACCCCACGGGUGCCCCCUGCCUCCCCCUCCAGUCACAGCCUGGCACCCCCAUCAGGGGAGCGGAGCCGCCUGGCACGCGGCUCCACCAUCCGCAGCACCUUCCACGGUGGCCAGGUCCGGGACCGGCGGGCAGGGGGUGGGGGGGGUGGGGGUGUGCAGAAUGGGCCCCCUGCCUCUCCCACGCUGGCCCAUGAGGCUGCACCCCUGCCCGCUGGGCGGCCCCGCCCCACCACCAACCUCUUCACCAAGCUGACCUCCAAACUGACCCGAAGGGUCGCAGACGAACCUGAGAGAAUCGGGGGACCUGAGGUCACAAGUUGCCAUCUACCUUGGGAUCAAACGGAAACCGCCCCCCGGCUGCUCCGAUUCCCCUGGAGUGUGAAGCUGACCAGCUCGCGCCCUCCCGAGGCCCUGAUGGCAGCUCUGCGCCAGGCCACAGCAGCCGCCCGCUGCCGCUGCCGCCAGCCACAGCCGUUCCUGCUGGCCUGCCUGCAUGGGGGUGCGGGCGGGCCCGAGCCCCUGUCCCACUUCGAAGUGGAGGUCUGCCAGCUGCCCCGGCCAGGCUUGCGGGGAGUUCUCUUCCGCCGUGUGGCGGGCACCGCCCUGGCCUUCCGCACCCUCGUCACCCGCAUCUCCAACGACCUCGAGCUCUGAGCCACCACGGCCCCAGGGCCCUUCCUCUUCCUCUCCCUUGUCCCCUUCACUUCUAAAGGAGGGGAAGGGGCCAGGGAGGGAAAUUCUCCCUUUAUCAUCACCUCAGUUUCCCUGAAUUAGAUUUGGGGGCAAAGAUUGUCCCCUCUGCUGUUCUCUGGGGCCGCUCAGCACAGAAGGAUGAGGGGGCUCAGCGGGGGGAGCUGGCACCUUCCUGGAGCCUCCAGCCAGUCCUGUCCUCCCUCGCCCUACCAAGAGGGCACCUGAGGAGACUUUGGGGACACGGCAGGGGCAGGGAGGGAAACUGAGGAAAUCUUCCAUUCCUCCCAACAGCUCAAAAUUAGGCCUUGGGCAAGGGCAGGGAGAGCUGCUGAGCCUAAAGACUGGAGAAUCUGGGGGACUGGGAGUGGGGGUCAGAGAGGCAGAUUCCUUCCCCUCCCCUCCCCUCACGCUCAAACCCCCACUUCCUGCCCCAGGCUGGCGCGGGGCACUUUGUACAAAUCCUUGUAAAUACCCCACACCCUCCCCUCUGCAAAGGUCUCUUGAGGAGCUGCCGCUGUCACCUACGGUUUUUAAGUUAUUACACCCCGACCCUCCUCCUGUCAGCCCCCUCACCUGCAGCCUGUUGCCCAAUAAAUUUAGGAGAGUCCCCCCCCAACCCCAGUGCUGACCCUAGGGUUUUCCUUCCCUGCCCUCACCUGCAAAUGAGUUGAAGAAGAGGCCUGGGAAUCCAGGCAAUGGUUUUUCCUUUCGGAUCCUCGGUUUUCUCAUCUGCAGAAUGGGAGCAGUGGGGGUGGGAAGGUAAGAAUGGCCGUGGAAGAAGACAGGAUGGAACUCGGCCUCAUCCCCGAGGCCCCAGUUCCUAUAUCGGGCCCCCCAUUCAUCCACUCACACUCCCAGCCACCAUGUUACACUGGACUCUAAGCCACUUCUUACUCCAGUAGUAAAUUUAUUCAAUAAACAAUCAUUGACCCGUGCCUA